AUGGUCAUUGAGCAGCUGACCAAAGUGGCCCCCUACUUAAUCCCCGUCCUCGUCACAAAGGCCUCCGGUACUCUCAUUGAUCCCCCUACCGAGCAUAUCUGCAAAGGUCGCGAGAUCAUGGUUACCGAGAACCCUGCUAUUCAUCUGGUCUGGUACUAUAAUUCUUUGUAUCUAAAGCAUAUUCCACAUUUUCUGCUCAACUAUAAGUUUUGA
Messenger RNA from Penicillium cataractarum, 213 nucleotides. RefSeq lists its product as uncharacterized. Lineage: Eukaryota; Fungi; Ascomycota; Eurotiomycetes; Eurotiales; Aspergillaceae. Bases 1 to 213 code for a protein of 70 amino acids. The transcript has a single exon. The record is from RefSeq and is a predicted model, not a curated record.